AUGAAAUAUGUUCGAACCUUUGGCUGGGGCAUUGCCCAGUGCAGCAUGCAUAGCGGUGAGGAUCUGCACGGCUGGUGGAGGGAGAUACCCUCCAUCAACAUACUGGCCAUCUCAUCAUCCCCAGGUUAUGACCAUGGCAAGGAGGCCUCCAAUCUUUUCUCUAGAUCUGGCCGAUCUAAAGAUAUCUCUCCCAAUCAUCAGCCGUUGCUAGCUGAGGCCCCAACUCAUCAGCCAUCACCAGCCGUCACCCCUCCUUCACUACCACCUCCUCAUACAGACCCUCCUCCAGCAUCAACUUGUACAGACCCUGCAGCGUCUGCUCUUGGCCAGAAUGUGCUGCAGUCUAUGCAGCAUCUACAUGCUGCCCUGGAGGCGCAUCCAGGAUAUGUGCGCAGCCCUGCUGGCACAACUCUACAAUAA
This is a messenger RNA of Serpula lacrymans var. lacrymans S7.9, 420 nucleotides long. RefSeq lists its product as uncharacterized. The transcript has a single exon. NCBI's taxonomy places the organism in Eukaryota, Fungi, Basidiomycota, Agaricomycetes, Boletales, Serpulaceae. The coding region runs from base 1 to 420 and encodes 139 amino acids. The record is from RefSeq and is a predicted model, not a curated record.